AACCAGAGCGCACACCUCAUGUCCACUUGCCGCAUGCAUAACUUCAUUCCCCCUCCCCGCCCCGACAGGCUAUAUUUUGUUUACCGCUAACGCUGAACGCGGCUAAACCUGACGCACUAAUCCGCGCCUGGUCCGUAAUACCCUGCAGACGCUGCACCCGCUGCGGAAAGUGCCCAAAGUGGCUCUCAGCCGCGUAAACACCGGCGCGAGACCGCUUGCGUGAGGGCGAUGCAGUUGUAGCUGAACCGCACGCCUCUCUCUCUCUCCUCCCCCGAGGAGCUUUGUGGCACCCAUAGGGUUAUCCGCCGCUUUGUGGUCUUUCCCUGCGCGCCCACUUCGCACCUCUCCUUCACCGGCUCCCAGUCGGACAAACACAUAACUCACGAAUUUAAAACAAGCAGAAAAAAUACUUUUGGAUGCACUGGUUAUUAUUUGUAACUUUCGGCUCGGACGAGUGUUCUAGGAGCCCAUAGGAAUUACGCCACAAGGACAUACGGCACCGCGCGGAGAAACCGGGAAACCAAAACGCCUGCACCAUGUAGCAAAUCUCCUUAUGAAUUAGAAAAGUUGCCUGGAAAUACAUAGUCGAUCACACGCACACACCGGCGAGCUAGUUAUUUUUACUUGAAGAAGGGGCGGGUUGGGGUGGGAGGUUGGGGGCUGUGGACUGCUGAAUGUGAUGUGAAGCUCUUCGUCGCAGCGUGGCUCCCGGCAAAAAAAAGCGCUGGUUUCUACAGCAUCUGCUGGUGGGUGAAGGAAACAAAAAUACCAAGAAAACGUCAAGGAGAGAAGUGCCAGAGAAGAAGCGAUAUGCGGGCGGCUCGGUAGGCAGCUGGUUUUGCGGGUUGUCUCCUGGAAUUAGUGGAUGAAUGGGAAGGGAGCGGCUGUAGCCUCGAACCGGGGGAAACAGAAGACGCCGUGCAGAGUCUACGGUGGCGCACAAUGGAUACAUAUCCGUCUCUCAAGGUGACCUGAGUGAUCCGACUGAGACAAAUGUAACUGACUAUCAAGACAAGGCAUUGAUUUGGACCCCACCAUCUUGACAUGACUCGCUUUGUGUUAUGUUGGAUACCUGACCAGGCCAAACUGAUCUGAUCACUGUUGCUCCCUCACCGUGCUUGUUGGGGGUGAAUGUGUGGCCUCCAGGUGUUUCUGAGGGACCGUAUGGCCCAAUACUGCACAUUAUAGGUCCCCUUUGUAUGAACUAACAUGGACAAAGUGGUCAUCAGUCUCCUGCUUCUGGGAACCGCAGUUGCGAUGGUCCAUGCAUGUCCCAAAUAUUGUGUCUGCCAGAACCUUUCUGAGUCAUUGGGGACUUUGUGCCCCUCCAAAGGCCUGCUCUUUGUCCCACUGGACAUUGACCGGCGAACUGUGGAGCUCAGACUCGGCGGAAACUUCAUCCUCAAAGUCACAACUCAGGACUUUGCCAACAUGUCCGGUCUAGUUGAUCUCACCUUGUCUAGGAACACCAUCAGCGCCAUCCAGCCUUUCUCUUUCCUAGACUUGGAGACCCUGAGAUCACUACAUCUUGACAGUAACCGGUUAACUCAGCUGGGACCGGAUGACCUCCGAGGGCUGGUUAACCUGCAGCACCUGAUCCUCAACAACAACCAGCUGAGUCAGAUCUCUAACACAGCCUUUGACGACUUGUUAGGGACGUUAGAGGAUCUGGAUUUGUCCUAUAACAACUUGCGCAGUGUGCCUUGGGAAGCCGUCCGCAAGAUGGUCAACCUCCAUCAGAUGAGUUUGGAUCAUAACCUCAUCGCCUUCAUUUCCGAGGGGACUUUUACUGAUCUGGAUAAACUGGCCCGCUUGGACCUCACGUCAAACCGUCUACAGAAGCUCCCUCCAGACCCGAUCUUUGCACGCUCCCAGAGCAAUGCGGUGGUGGGCACUCCUUUUGCACCUCCUCUCUCUCUAAGCUUUGGCGGAAACCCAUUACACUGCAACUGUGAAGUGCUUUGGCUUCGAAGGCUGGAGCGUGAGGAUGAUAUGGAAACCUGCGCAUCUCCCGCUAGUCUAAAAGGGCGCUACUUUUGGUUUGUUCCUGAGCCAGAGUUUGUUUGCGAGCCCCCCUUGAUCACGCAGCAUACCCACAAGUUACUCGUGCUGGAAGGGCAAACUGCAAGCCUGCGCUGCAAAGCAGUUGGGGAUCCAAUGCCGACGGUGCAUUGGGCUGCACCUGAUGACCGUUUGAUUGGCAACUCCUCCAGAGCAACAGUAUAUGAAAAUGGCACCUUGGAUAUCACAAUCACAACAUCCAAGGAUUAUGGGAUCUUUACUUGCAUAGCUGCCAAUGCUGCUGGGGAAUCUACGGCUUCCAUAGAGCUGUCAAUCAUUCAACUCCCCCAUCUGAGUAAUAGUACAAAUCGUACCACACAGUCUAAGUCGGGGCUUUCGGAUAUAACUAGCUCCACCAAAAUUAGUAAAGGUGAACCCAAGCCGCUACCAGAGAAGGUGGUGUCUGUAUCCGAAGUGACUGCCGUCUCUGCUCUGGUCAAGUGGACUGUUAGCAAAUCAUCUCCUAAGGUCAAAAUGUAUCAGCUUCAGUACAAUUGUUCAGAGGAUGAAGUCCUCAUUUACAGGAUGAUUGCUGUGACUAACCGAGCCUUCGUAGUGACGAGUCUUGUCCCGGGGAUGCAGUAUGACCUGUGUGUCUUGGCCAUCUGGCAUGACACCGCCACCACCCUGACUGCCACCAACAUUGUCGGCUGUGUCCAGUUCAUCACCAGGGAAGACUACCCGCAGUGCCAGUCGCUCCAUAGUGGCUUCCUGGGUGGCACCAUGAUCCUCGUCAUCGGUGGCAUCAUUGUGGCCACGCUGCUGGUGUUCAUCAUCAUCCUCAUGGUGCGGUACAAGGUGACCAGUGGCAUACAGACUAAAUUACCUGCUUUGAGCAACACAUACUCACAAACCAACGGAGGAUUGAGUAGGUUCAAUGGUGCCCCACCUCAGGUGAAGUCCACAGUGGUGGUUAUGCAUGAGGAAAUGGUAGAGUUCAAGUGUGGAUCCCUUCAGAGCAGUUUGUCCUCGUCCUCAUCGUCCGCUAACUCAUUAGAAAGCCAAACAGGAAGAAGGGCUGUCGAUCGCCACAGUAUGCAGGGCAGUGAAUGCAGCACGCUGCCCAGGAGCAAGUUCAGGAGGCAAAGGCACACUACUAAAGCACAGCCAAACCUGGACCACCUUUUAGGGGCAUUCACCUCAUUGGAGCUGCGAGGGGUAGGGAGGGAGCACCACGGGACGUUUGCCCCACCCAGCACUACCAAUGCUGUGAUGACGGUGGCUGUGGUACCCCCAUCAGACAAAGAACCCCUGCUCGGGAGAGCAGAGUCCACCACCAUGCUGGGACGUCUAUUAGGGAUGCCCCAGGAAGUUAUGCCCAAGAGGAGUCACUCGUUUGACAUGGGUCAUGUGGGGGCAGAGCAGUGUCGCAGCAGCUACCCUCGCAGGAUCAGCAACAUCUGGACUAAGCGCAGUCUGUCCGUUAACGGCAUGCUGCUGCAGUACGACGACAGCGAGGACGAAAAGCCUACUUUUGAGAGCUCUGAGUGGGUGAUGGAAAGCACAGUUUGAAUGGUUCAUGGCAAACAGAUCUCUACCAGGAGCUGAGAGAACUUGAGUUUUACAAGCAGGGUGUUCCAGAAGGAAUCUGCCUUUGGGUAUUGCAUGAAGUUUACCCAAGUAAAUACCGUCUAAGUAAUUAUGUGACAAAAAGAGACAAAUUGAGAGAUUCCUGGACAUGAUCUCAAACCUCCGACAGUGUCUGACUGUGUUAGAUAUUGUUCCUGUCUUAAAAUCAACUCCAAACCUUAGAUUGUGCGGAGAGGAAUUCCAAGUGGAUUGAAUCAUUCUUUGUCAAAAGAACUCAACAAAGACAAUUUCCCCCAGCUGUGGGGAACUGGAUGGGCAUCACAAUAACUUAGACCCUGAGUAAUGCAAUGGGACUGCUGCAACAGUAAAGAGAAAGACCAGAGGAGCAAACAUAGAAAAGUCUACAUCAGUCUUUUUUUUCUAUUUUUUUUUUUAUUUGAGGUUAUUCAUCAGCAGGCAUGGCCCUUUAGUGAGGCUAUAAUAUACACAAACAGAAAUCACUCCUUCACUUACGGCCAUUUCACAUCCCACAAAUGUAUUCAGUAAAAUUCCAAAUUUUUGCUUUUCCCAACAUUCUUCUAAAUAAGGUUUCAGUGACACUUAAUCACAGUACGCCGGUCUUGUAUUCCUACCUCGUGUUUUUUAUGACAUGAGGUCACUUGAAUAUAAAAACAAAUGGAAAUACAAACAAUCCCAAAUGGUGAUCACAUAACACAAAGGAAUUUCCUCGAUUGAAAAUGCGUCAAAGAAUGAUUCAGUCUCCAUCGAAUCAAGUUAAGUAAUGUUCUCAGAUCUGGUUCAAUUCCUGCUGUAAGGGAAAUGUAUUUUUUCAAAAGGCUUUGAUACGCUUCCCGUCGGCCAAUGCGGUUGACAGUGGUCCCUGUAGGCUUAAAUGCCAUUGAUGUAAACCAAGUGUUCGCCUCAGGAAACGGUUUUAGAUGCUAUCAACCCAUAUUACUGUCGCCAGACGGAAAUAGCCUUUGAAACCCAUAAAGCCCACUUAAUUAUUCACUUUUAACCAUAGCAGAAUGUAUUAUAUCGCUCCAAAUCUCUUUUGGUAACACAAACAAGAGGGUACAACAAUUACUCAUUCAGCCCUGGUUAAAUGGCAAUAUGACUCCCAAUUGACUUUUAACGGCUUCAUAAAGGUCGUUGCUGCUCAGGAGAGGACGUUAGGUAGAGAAAACGGAAGAAAGGGGAGAAGCUUUUUAAGGGCCAAACAGCUAAAACUCUCUGGAAAUCCAUUUCAACGGAUUGCAUGAUACAGGACCAAAUGUAUCAUUUGAAGUGAUUCAUAGAACGGAGCCAUUUUAUUUUCAUUGACCCUCUUACGGAGAUGUACAUUGCAGUAAGAUACUUUAAAAUAGUGGCUAUUCUGGUUACUGCCUACGAUGAGCACAUACAUCCUGAUAAAUGUGGAUGCCUUUAUCAAUAUAUUGUGGGAUUUUGCUAUAUUUUGAAGAUGUUGGGUGUUCAUAUCUUUUUUCUUUUUCUCUAAUCGUUUUCAUCCCUAGGUGUACCGUUCUGUAUAUUGGAAUUUUUUUGUACAAUAACUGGGUAAGAAUGUAAAGGGGGGGAAUCGUGCAGUAGUACUUUUGUUUUCAUGUGAAGCAAACAGUGAGAAGGUCCUUUACUGUGCUGUACCAACUUGGUCAUUGUUAAUUAGCUCACUGAGAUGGGAUUUUACAUGAUACUACUUGUAAAACACAUGGCUGUUUUCAAAGAUUCAGUUCAUCAAAAGUACUAUCAUACAUAUUUUACCUUGAUUUUAUUACCAGUGGGUGGUUUUCCAUGUUUGGUCAAUUUAUCAAAUCAAUGAGCAGGACUGUGCUAUAGUACUAUUGGAUUUCAUCUGAUUGAAGACAUUCUAUUUUUCCUUAAUCUCAACAAAUUCUCAUCGCUAUUCCUCUUGUCCGAGGAUAACGUGUAGACAAUGACAUUAUCAUGAACACCAGAUCUAUAGGGUACUUUUGCAGAUCGCAGACUGUUAAAUGGCAGCUGGACUCUUGGGAUAUGAAGCAAGAGCCAUUGGAUCACACAUCAAACGAAAAACCAACCUGACAGGCAUGAAGUAAUGUGUUUGUGUCUGUUAACCAGAGCCCAUUUUUAGAAUUUAAUUAGGCAUUUGAGUGGCGUUGUGGAGAAUCACAAACAGGGUAGAGAGCUCAAAAAUGACUUACACAAUGUUGGUUUUGGACUUUGGAUGACACACUGGUGUAUUAACUAUUGCCCACUCUUGCAAUGGAAGGUUGGAUGGAUUGAGGCAUUCAUGAAACAUGAAACGUUUUUGCAUCACUUUAAAUAAUUUAAAAAGAGAGCUGGGAAUUCCACUGAGAACGCAUAACUCAUUCUAAACUUACCUCAACAAAUUUGAAUAUUUAACUCUUUGAACUUAUUUUUCCCCUUUGAGGUUAGUGUCACAUAUCCAGGAAAGUAUAUUUCUGAAUAAAAAGUGUUAUUAAAGCUUUUUAUAUAUUAAAUUGCCAGUGAAAAUUGCAUUCCCCUCCGUUGUAGUGGCUGCAAGAAGAAAUCUCAAAGAUAUCAAUGAAACAUGGAUAAAUGUUAUGUUUCAUGUCAUUUUGGUGAACUGAGCCUUUGACCUGCUUUCUCUACCUGUGACAUCAUGUAACAUCCUCUUUCAUUCUGCUUACUGACAAUACAAUUUAAUUGUGUAUUUGACUCAACAUAGUCAUGACAAAAACAAGAAGAAAAAAAACUCUGUGUGAAAACAUUUUGCUACAAAAGAUAAAAUAUUGAUGAAUUACUAUGAACCAAACUGGCUCUUUUGUGUUUCCUCUUCUUGUGACAUCUCACAGAUACACUAAUUAUGUUGCCUUCCUUUGAUUAUAUUACCAAUUGUAUUUUUGUGUUUUUUUUUUUCUGCCUUCAUCCCUCGGAGCCUGAAGUGUUACCUUACAGUUCUGUCCACUAUAAAGUACACAGAAGCCAA
Molecule: messenger RNA, 6541 nt
Organism: Pungitius pungitius (ninespine stickleback)
Lineage: Eukaryota; Metazoa; Chordata; Actinopteri; Perciformes; Gasterosteidae
Product: leucine-rich repeat and fibronectin type-III domain-containing protein 2
Exons: 5
Coding region: 1210-3573 (787 amino acids)
Cellular component (GO): postsynaptic density membrane; cell surface
Molecular function (GO): protein binding
Source: RefSeq, a predicted model, not a curated record